AUGAGUGCUCAGAAUGGUUCGCCAACCAGGGGAAAGAACCAAUAUGUUGCUAAGUAUCUACAAAGUCUUGGUUCUGACGGUUCCACUGCUCUAAUGGAUGUUUCACCAUCAAAACUCAAUCCUAUAAGCCCCAAAGCCUCGUCUGUAAAGGAUAAGUUAUCCUUAGCUAAAAGACAAGAUGAUAAGGAAAACCAUCCAAUAAUUCCGUCUAAAAAUGUAAAGUCAAAUAUAUCAAAAAAUCCUUUCUUAUUGCAAGAUUCCAAUAGCCGACAAAGUUUAGCAAGUAACUCAACAAGAGGGGAAGCUAAAAGUAAUGGUUUCUCAGAAAGUGAAUCUAGUUUGAAUAAACAAUCUCCUUCAAGAACUACUCCCCGUGCUAACGAUGGUUCUUCUGACUUGAAAAAUCUUGUAUCCGAAAAUUCAUCAGUUGCAAGCAAGAUUGGAUCUUCAGUUACUCUGUCGCCUAAAAAAGUCGAUAUGUCCUCAAUGUCCAAAGAGACCCUACGGUAUUAUGAGUUUCUUUGCCGAGUUGGGGAAGCCAAAAAGUGGAUCGAAGAAGUCAUUGAACAAGAAAUGCCAUCUGAGUUGGAACUGGCUACUGGUAAUUCUAUGCGGGAUGGGUACUAUUUGGCAAGGCUGACUCAAACUAUAAAGCCAGAUCUGGUAGCAACCGUUAUCCCCCCGGGGCGUUUACAGUUUAAACACACUCAGAAUAUUAAUGCUUUCUUCUCCUUGGUUGAUUACGUUGGUGUCCCGGACCUAUUUAGGUUUGAACUCACAGACUUGUAUGAAAAGAAGAAUAUUCCCAAAGUUUUUGAAACGUUACAUGCACUGUCAAAUAUUCUCAAUAGUAGGUACCCUGAACAAGUGCCAGAAAUUCAAAAUUUAUCCGGUGUCUUAGAGUUUUCUGAACAGGACUUAAAGCUGUGUAAACAGAAGCUACCAAAUGUCCGUAAUUUCAGGCCAUUUAAAGAGGAGGGAAACUCUAUAUCACCAACCAAAGCUCAUCGCGGUGAAGGGUUAAUUAAAAACUGGGACCUAAAAAAACCGAAAGAGCCCGAACUAAAACCAGCUUUGGUAUUAGAUUUUAAAAAGGUCGACGAAAAGAAAGUGGAAAGUGAGGAACCACCUGCUGACAAUGGCCCUUCGAAUGAUACUAUUGAGGAGCCGGCUAAACCAGCGGAGGUUGUUGAAUCCCAAAAAGUGCCAAAUCUUACAGUAGAAGAAGUACCUGUUUUAGAAAAUCCGGAAGGAAUGGAUAUCACCAAUUACCCUCGAACUCCAGAAAGGCAAUUACAUGAAUAUUAUCCCAACAUACACAGGUAUAUUUCUCCACAAAGUUAUGAACGUUCAUAUAUGGAUUCACGAACUGCUUCCAUAUUACUCUCCGAUCCCUUAUUAAGAACAGCAAACACCAACUUGUCUUACAGUCCUCCAAAGUCGUUUUCAUACUAUUCUCCAGGUAUUUCAAGAAGAAUGGGUUACACCUCUGACAUUACUCCAAGGUCUUUUGACAGGUAUUAUGAGGGUUCUCCUUAUAGUAGUUACUCACCCACGCAUUCUUCUUACUCUCCAGGUAGACGCCAGCGGCUGUCAGAAGAUGAGUUUUUGGAUAUCAUUUUCCGCUUUCAGGCUCUCUCAAGAGGUGCCAACUUUCGUUACCGGAUUUAUCUCAACAAGAAGACUUUUGAAUUGUUCGAGAAUAAUACCAAACGUUUACAGGCAGCUUGCAAAGGCAAAUUAAUGAGAGUCAAGUAUACUGUGAAACCCAAACCUGUUUUUUCUGAGGAAGCAGAAGGACAAUUAUGUUCUCUUCAGUCAACUAUUCAUGGACGUCUUCUUCGUAAUCGUUUGGACAUAGUACGUCUGAACUGUUUGAAGAAUGACUUUAUAAUUAGGAGAUUCCAGGUGCUAGUAAAUUCUGUUGUUAUACGCAGGCAAUGCAAGAAUACUUUGAAGAACAUUGUUGUUUGUACUAAACCACUGAUUGGUUUUCAAGCAACACUUAGAGCUACGCUUAUUAGAAAGGAAAUUAAAGAUAUUAAUUGGUCUUUGAAUGUCAUUAAACCCCGUGUGGUUAGAUUCCAAGCAUGUUGUCGUGGAUCGAUUGUUAAGGCAAAAUACGAUUACCAGAUCAGGCAUCGAUCGCUUUCUCUUGGUCUUUUAGAACGUUGCCAAGCGAACUUCAAGGGGAUUGCACAACGGCGCUUGCAUGCAUAUUUCAUGAAUGAGAUCUAUCGUUUUGAGGCAGUUGUUACUCGCUUUCAUGGUUGUGCGAGAGGAUCUGUUGUACGGAACAAAUUGAACUCAGUGAGGUACAACCGUGACUCAAAUAAUCCUAUAUUUAAACUGCAGGCAAUAAUAAGAGGUGUUUUGGCAAGAUUUGCCAUUGAUUUAAUUAAUGAUAUUGUCGAAGCCAAUGAGCUAAUUAAGUUACAAGCUGCAACCCGUGGUGCAAACUUAAGGUCUAGGAUAUGCAGUAAUGCGCAUUAUUACCAACAGAAUGAGGCCACUGUGCUUGGAAUUCAAAGUGCUGUUAGAACCCACCAGUUGAGGACUGCGUAUCAUGAACUAUUGAAUUCAAGCACUCCAAGCUUAUGGGCAGUUAAGAAGUUUGUCCAUAUUCUAAAUGAAAGCGAUGCUGAUACGUUGUACUCAAAGGUACACAAGAAAAAGGCCAUGGUAAAUGAAUGUAAUGAAGAGAUCAGACACCUGCAAAGCAAAAUAAAAAGGUCUAUAAAGAAAAAAGAUUUGUUAGAACGGAGAGGGAUUCAGGUUAGCAGAUAUUUAUCUCAAGCUGGUUUAGCUAAUUUAGAGAAAUUUUCUGAAGAUAAAGUUCCCGAUAACUUAAAGAAGCAGAAUUCAUUAUAUGAAAAAAUAUGCUAUCUACUUCAAGUUGAUUCAUUUUAUUGGAAACAACUAUUCAAACUAGAGCCCCAUUCGUGUACCAACUUCUUGCCUAAACUCUUUUCUCCCACAAGCGGUAAGAUUGGUCGUAGAGAGAACAUGUUAUUCAUCAAAAUGAUUAUGGACUUGAUGAUGGAUGAAAUGGAUGAGAUAUCUACUGAUGUAUUUUUGAACGCAAGCACUUCCAAUUCUCCUUGGAAAAUUUUAUUAACUCAAUAUCUGCUCCGUCACCAAAAUGCUGAAACCGUUCACCUGUUAGGCAAUAUUCUAGAGUCUUUGAAUGACUCAGAAUUGGACUUCGAAAGUGUACCUGCAAAUAUCUAUAAAAUGCUACACCCAAAUGAACCAAUAGUACCCUCACACAUUGCGAUCGAUGACAACCAGACUAAUUCAAAAUAUGUUGAAAAUAUGACGAACAUAUGGAAGUCUACUGAAUCUGUGAGGAAUGCCCUAACUCUCAUGAUAGAUUCUAUUCCAAUGGAGAUAAAGUAUCUUUGUACAAAGGCAUAUAGAGUUGUGGCCGAUAGGAGCACCAACUUUUAUGAUCCCUUAAGAGCAAUUGCGAAGGUCUUGAUCGAAAACUAUGUGAAUAUAUUUUUCGCAAACCGCAGUCAGUAUGGCAUUCAUGAUAAGUCAUCUGACAUCGACAAUAAAGUGCAAGUUUUGUGCAACGCUUUAACUACCAUCUUCAAUUUAAAGGAGUUUAACGGUUAUUACACACCAUUGACAUCCUAUGUUGAGGAAGUUGAGCCUGCAAUUGUGAAUUUAUUGAAAAAUAUGUUGAUUUCUCCUCAGUUUGAAAAUGAAUGCGAUAGCGUUAUUUACAGGGACAUGGGUUCUACAGAUAGACCAACCCUUACUAUGAAGCACCAAUAUUUGGACAGCAUGAUUCAAAUAUUUAUUGCCCACAAAUCUGUCCUUCCACAUGACGAUGCAAUUGUUGAUUUAUUAAAACAGAUGGAAUCAAUAUUCGAAACAUCUGUUCCCCGAACAACUGGUGUUAUAAGUCUUGAAUUAGAUCCAUCCAUCUAUCACGUAUUACUGGAGGAUGAUAGGUCUACUUUGAUGUACAAUGAAACAAAGAGGGGACUCUGUUAUCUAAUGCAGGUAGAAGAUGUUGAAACGAACUUAGCGGAUCUUUUGACAAGCACUGUACUUCCAGAGGAUAAUAUUAUUUUUCAGAAUUUGCUGAAGAAAUACCCAUCGAUUCAACAAGACUUGUCCAAAAAGCAUUUAGAUACCAUGGGAUACGUUGCUCUGAAAAAACACAUUAUGCAGAGGGUCAAGGAGCUCACGCAUCUUGGUAUUAUAGAUGAAGCCAAUAAUUACCAAUCAGUGUUGAACGAUAUUGCAAACACAAUACGCUCAAGACCUUAUGUAGGCCACAUGAAUGAGCGGGAAUUAAUUUUUAUGACUGAUGUUCAUGAUCAUUUAAAAAAGAAGGAAAAUUAUCUUCGCUUGUUAUCAGAGGCAUUACUGACAGCCAUAAGUAAAUCGGUGACACAAGUUCAAAAAUAUGGGCAUUAUGAGCCUUUGAAAAAAGCUGGCCUUGGAAACAAGAUCAAAGAUGUUUAUAAAAGAGUUCAUGGUAGAGACUCCCAUCAACCUAGUGGGAUCUACUAUAAGUGGAAUACUCGCCAGUUGUAUGAAAGGGGAGUAAUAUGUGAAAUCUAUGGUGAACACCUGAAGGAAAUUGAGGUUAGUUUUUUUGGUUCUAGUGCCCCGAAAUUUCCUGACAUAGAUUUCAGAAUCUCCACUAGAAAUGGAGAAGUAUACAGUAUCGAUAUGCUAGAUGGUAAGAGGUCUAGCUUCCGGUACCACGAAGUGGUUAAGUUCGGUGAAUUACUUGAAAAAGAAACCGACGAUCCUGAAGCGACAAUCGUUUUGAUGAGAGGAAAAAAAACGACGUUCAAAAUUUGUGCCUUAUUAGACCUUCUGUCUGAGGUAUUUUUUAGGUAA
Molecule: messenger RNA, 4866 nt
Organism: Eremothecium cymbalariae DBVPG#7215
Lineage: Eukaryota; Fungi; Ascomycota; Saccharomycetes; Saccharomycetales; Saccharomycetaceae
Gene: IQG1
Product: Iqg1p
Exons: 1
Coding region: 1-4866 (1621 amino acids)
Biological process (GO): regulation of GTPase activity; mitotic actomyosin contractile ring assembly actin filament organization; regulation of actin cytoskeleton organization
Cellular component (GO): cytoplasm; mitotic actomyosin contractile ring
Molecular function (GO): GTPase activator activity; actin filament binding; calmodulin binding
Source: RefSeq, a predicted model, not a curated record